Molecule: messenger RNA, 3279 nt
Organism: Notolabrus celidotus (New Zealand spotty)
Lineage: Eukaryota; Metazoa; Chordata; Actinopteri; Labriformes; Labridae
Product: E3 ubiquitin-protein ligase rnf152-B
Biological process (GO): protein ubiquitination
Molecular function (GO): ubiquitin protein ligase activity
Source: RefSeq, a predicted model, not a curated record
CUAGACAACACCACAGUAAGCUAACUGUGAUAGCCUGGACCACAACAUGCCCUGCUGCCACUGCCCACCUUGAUGAGCCGAGCACCGAAUGAGAUCCCGAUCGUUCAGACCCAGCAGCAGACAGACGCACGCACCGAUCUGCAGAACGGACGCGCAGGGGAUUAUAAUAACAACAACACACAUCAACCAUGUCCACGGGGAUGAUGGCGUUUCAAUGAGCGCGGGGGAGAGGAGGGGGGAGAGGAGGAGAGACGUGCACCGUCAUCAGCAUCUGUCCGCCAGCUCCCUUUGUGUUCACCGGAGAAUGUGAAUGGCGAAAGAUGACAUGGCAGAGGUAGAUUUGGCAUCAAACGGAGCGGAACCCCCCGGCGAGGCCUCCACGGUGUUCCCCUACGAGGAGUACGAAUGCAAAAUCUGCUACAAUUAUUUCGACCUUGACCGCCGGGCUCCUAAGAUCCUCGAGUGCCUGCACACGUUUUGUGAGGAGUGCCUGAACACGCUGCACCUCCGGGAGGAGCGGCCAUGGCGCAUCAGCUGCCCCAUCUGCCGUCAUAGGACUCCAGUGCCGGAUUAUCGAAUACAAAACCUGCCUAACAACACCAAGGUGACGGAGGAUUUCCCCCUCUAUAUCGACUCGGACCCCCUGCCUCAGGACGCUUUACCUCCGUACCCUCCCCCGCUGCACCCAGCUCUCGUCGCCCUCCGCCGGGAGGAGGCGUCGGGGACGUCCAGCGCCAGCCAGGCGACCCCGUCCACCACAGUGUCCACGGCCACGACCCUCUCCCAGGACUCGGUGCGCUACGACAGCUGUCAGAGCUGCAAGAGAGUUGCUCUGACCACCGGCUGCGUGUGCGUGAUCUUCUCCUUCCUGUCCAUGCUGGUUCUGCUGUUCAUGGGCCUGAUCUUUGUGCACAGUCACAGCAUCCCCCCCUCGCCGGCGGGACCCAUUUGCUUAUCGGUAGCCAGCAUCCUGGCCAUGUUCUCGGUGGUCGUCACAUGGCUCAUCUGCUGGCUCAAAUAUAGACCGGACCAUGAGACAGGCCGCUCCUCCGCCACCAGUAACUCCCGGAGAAACGCCUGACAGGCUGCUGGCUGUAGUGAUGGAGAUGUUGUGCUAUGGCUGUGUGAUCAUGUAAAUAAUGACACCUGAGACUCCUGCUCCCUUUACUUUUUCUAGGAACAAAUCUCGUCCAAAAUGGCCUUUUAUCAGUAUAGCAAACACCCAAAGGCCUUCAUGUUGUUUGGAGCAAUAGGCCGACAUGAUCCUUGGUAUUCUUAUCCUUAACUUAUGCACUUGAAUGCACAGCAGGCUCAGCUGACUGUCGGGGGGCUGUCUUGAUGGGUGAGCUGGUCUAAGACUUGGACGGUGUUGAUCUGAGCUGAGGUUUGUGUGAUGACUGAAUGUGAAGUGCUUAUUUCUGGGGUUCAAUUCCCACUCCACACUACCCUGAUAAAUAAUAUGCAUAUCCCACAAUGCCACUCACUGUAUGAUAACGGUCCAUGAUGAGUCACUCUUAUAUCUCAACAAAGCACUGUUGUAUUGUACAGAUAGUACUAUUUGGCAAUGUUCACCACUGAGUUUUCAGGUGAUGGCUUUUGGUUUUCAAGGAGGCGUUUUUGUUUGUAUGAGAAGCCUCUGAAGUGUAAUUCUGUUACAAAGAAGUCACACCCACAAUCCAAACUGUAAAUAAUCCACAGGGAAGCUGAAUGGUUCUGGAUAGGUGAGAUCUAACCCUUGUGCUUUAACUUAUCCUCCAGAAUGGCACCGUUUCCUCUUUCAUAACAAAAGUUGCACCUUUUUCAGGUUUUUCGAAGCGAUUUAAGGAGAUAGCUUUUGCUUUUGACCCUGUGUGUGCUUUGUUUGUGCAUGUGAGGCUACUGUAAGGUCAAGGCUUUGUGUUUUUACCUUUUUUUAACAAAAGGGACAUAGUGUUUCCUGAGCCGUGUGCCUCACUUUGUUGUUGAAUGAAGCAAAACUUCACUGUAAUCAAAAGCAAAUCCAUGCACGGGCCUCCUGCAGACACCCAGACGGCAUCCAGCUGGAGUGUCGGCAGGGAUUUCCUCUCUCUGUCACAUCAUUCACACACCGGAAGUCGAAAACAGGGUUUUCCAUCAGCUGGAGCUGCCUCCCCUCCCACUUUGCACCUUUUUGUUAUUUAUGUAAAAUGCUGGUCUUUAGAUCAGGCUUAGAAAACAAGUCAGUAGAGAUAACCGUGAGGACAAGUGUGUUAACAGGACUGAUCCAGGCUCAAGUCCAACAUCAGCUGCUGCCAUGAAGUUCAUUCCUCUUCCUCCUUCAGAUUCACAUUACAGAAUCUAAAGUGUCUGUUUCAUCUUAUCAGAGGAUAUAUUUGGUGUCCUUUUGACUCCUCAGAGAUUGGCAGGAGUCAUAAUUACCUCUGGUAAUGUGCACAGUUGCCUGAGCUGAGUGGCUGGAAAUACCAGGAGGCAUAUAACACGAUUUGAAAACUGCAAUGGGGCUGGGGAAGAUUGAAUUAAUCUCUGCACUAACAAAAUCCAAAUAUUAGAUUUCCCUAAACUUGAAACAUUAAAAUUCAGUUACUAUUCAGUAACUAUGGAAUUGUAUCUAAAAAUGUAUUGUAGGUCUGCAAAAAAGAGAAAAAAAGGAGAAAUUUUGUGAAUGAAGUCAGCCUCAAAUAACACAGCUUAACCAAAACAGCUUAUUUCUCAUCAUGACUAUAACUGCCAAUCUAAAGGUAAAUGCACUGUUGUUUAAUUGUUGCUACAAUCUAUACAACUAUUUAUUUAUAACUCCUGCAUAUUUCAAAGAAGUGAUUUGUGGUGUAAUCAAGACCCUCAUGAUAACAAACAGACCUUCAAGCAUGUGAAUUGCACUCUUAGCUCCCUGACCUUUCAGUCGGCAUUUCUUAGAGAUAUCAGAGAUAAAUUGGAAACCAAAGUGGUUUCUUGCCCUACACACUUACAGUGUUCCUCCCUGACUGCACCAGGAAAAAGCAAAGAAAAAAAAAACAUUUCAACCCUCCCUACUUGAAUCCCAUGCUUGCUUCAAUCAUCCCGCUCAACCUUUUCCCCAGCCGUCAGGUGAUGCACUUUCACCCUCUUAUUUGACACAAGUAACUGGGUCUACCUUUGACUUAUGUGAGCAUACUGUAUUUAUUUCAGAGGACCUAGAAGAUGUUGUUGGUUUUUAUGAGAAUCUGUGGUUGUUGUUGAAGUACCAAACGUAUUUGCACAGAGAAAUGUUCUUUAUGUGCUGUUUUACAUACAUAAACACAUUUCAGUAAUAAAGGAAACAUG